Molecule: messenger RNA, 1948 nt
Organism: Sclerotinia trifoliorum
Lineage: Eukaryota; Fungi; Ascomycota; Leotiomycetes; Helotiales; Sclerotiniaceae
Source: the annotation of a GenBank genome assembly
AUGGAUAUCACCGUUGGAAAGUCCUGGUACAAUGUGUCCAAGGAUUCCACUUCUUCCUUCGAAAUUGGAAAAGAAAAGGGAAGAAGAGUGCUGGGUACUCGGUCAAAUAUUCCUGUAACCCAUGGUAUGUCUCCCUUCUUUACAGACGCUAUCUUUGAUAAAUGUAUCUAACUCCGAUUAAGAUGCUUUUGGUGUUGAGGCAUACAAUCCUAGACCUUCUAGGCUAGGAAAAAUUCAUGUCCAACGUCUUGAAGGCCUUGUAAGUAAAGUAGAGCAUGACGAGGACAAAAAAGGCCAGGAUAAAGAGGACCAGAAUGAAAAAAAUGAUGGGAUCGAACAAGUUCAUUCCAAGAUCACCAAAGAUGGCCAUAACUGGGGUCGUCAAUUCCCAAUGGAAGUGACAAUCGAUGAAUCAAUGAAGACACAAUGUACUCCAAAGCGCUCUCGAUGGAUGGAUAUGUUCGAGUCUCGUCAUCGAACGGCAACCCAGCCCAAUGUCACUACCCCAACCCAAAAGAACCCGCCAGCCCGCUUCUUCGAAAAUGCGGCGCAAAAGUUGUCACCGUUGAAGACAUUUUCUAGUCCCACGGCGGGUACUAACAGUGCUUCGAGUUCAAAGUCCCCACCGAGGAAGAAGACACCCAGUUCCGAUGACUCCAAGUUGUUUCGAGCAUUUUUGAGUCGUGGUGAUGAAGCGGUUCCUUUGUUCAUAUCUCCUACCGGCACACAUCAACAAUUUUUCCAGUCUAGCUUGAAUCUUCCACGUCCACACCGUUCACAUCCAAACAUUAGGUUAUCCAUGGGGGACACCGCAAAUCUUCAUCGUACUUUCACGAACCCUAUGAUUUCUGGCACUCACCAUUCACAGCACCCCAGCAAGACCUCUUCAAUUGCUGGAAGACCCAUGAGUACUUCUCGAACCUCAAGAUCGGUGAUUGGAAGAACAAGUAGCAGUCACUCAUCAAACAUGUCCGAUGGCAUGCGAACCUCUAUGGACAGAAGUUUCGAUUCCUGCUCCCAGCUAACUGAUCACACUCGAAUGACUUCUAUUAGCGGUAGCUUUAGCUUUCAACCAGUCAUUCCAGAGGAUCAGCAGAUUAUUCUUGGUAGCACCAUGAGCCCACUUCAUUCGUCAAAGAGUUUUGACCAGGCAUGCCCCGAAAAGCUUCCGCAGCACAAGACCUUCUUGAACCAAGGUAUUGCUUUUGCACCGACUACUUCAUUUGCUCCAGUUCCUGCACCAGUAAUCAUGAGCAACAUGGUCACUUCUGUUCCAGAUCUUUCGCACUUGGUGAAGAAGUUCCGUCCAACCAACAUGCUUCUUCGAGAACAAGGCAUGAUCCCGGAUAACUCUCGUCAUGACACAAACUACGAGGGAGAUGAAAACCAUCCUGACUUGCUAGAUCUUCCUGACAGCAUCAAUUGUUGCAUGUGGAUCAUCAAUAUUCCAAGAGAAGUCCAGCAUGGUGAGUUCAUGCGCCUUCUUAACUGUGGCGCCGUCGCUGCACUCUCAAUGGUCCCACCUCAGAAUGGACACCUCACGCAAGCUGCAAAGGCCACAUUCAAGAAGGUCUCUGGUGGUGCUGAGCUAUAUCGUCGUGCUCGUCACAGAGGAGGUCUUCGUAUUCGUAGCCAUAAAAUCAAAGUCUGGUACAAUGACUACGGUGCGUACGAAUGGAAGGGCCCGGAGACACGUUUCCUGGAGAUUGAGGCACCGGCAGUCCUUGAUGAGAACUUUUGGCAAGGUUACUUUAACACCUGGUGCAAAUACACCAUUAUCUCUGUCACUCCACUUCCUUGCAUGAAGUAUGGCUUUGCUUCUACUAGGUUUGAAUUUGUGCGAAUCGCGGGUCAAGCACAGACUUGCUUUCAAGCAAUCCAAAAAGACGAGGCGUUUUUGGGACAGGUAAAGGUUCAAUAUGGAAUUGACCCUGAUGAUCUUAUUUAG